Molecule: messenger RNA, 1401 nt
Organism: Epinephelus lanceolatus (giant grouper)
Lineage: Eukaryota; Metazoa; Chordata; Actinopteri; Perciformes; Serranidae
Cellular component (GO): chromatin; nucleus
Molecular function (GO): nucleosomal DNA binding
Source: RefSeq, a predicted model, not a curated record
UCCGGUUUGAGCUAGUUCUUCUUCCAAUGGAACAUUAAUGUCUCGCUGCGCAGUGUUAGACUGUACUGGUACAGCUUUAUCCACAAUACAGGUACCACUGUAUUUUCAUCUGUACUGGGCAACAGUAAGCUGUUUCUCUUUUCUUUAAACACCCCACACAAACCAGCCAUGCCUAAACGGAGACAUGAACCAGGAGUCUCAGUGCCCAGGAGGAGAUCUCCAAGGUUGAAAGAUAAACCUGAAAAUGCAAAGGCAAAGACAGAGGCCAAACCUAAGCCAAAGAAGGGACCUGCUAAGUCUAAGAAAGCUAAGGAGGUGGAGAAAGCCAAGCCUGAUGAGAAAGCACCAGACACCCCUGCUGAGAAUGGCGAAGCCAAAGCUGAGGAAGAGACACCAGCUACAAACGCAACUGAACAAAAAGAUGAAGCGGCAGAAUAACAUUUCUCCAACCACAUCUUUUACCAGUGCUCCCUGUACCUCUUUUCUUGUACAAUUCAGGGGAAUAUUUUUAUCAACUAUUUUCUAAAUACAGGUUUUUUAGUAGUUUGAUUGUAGAGAACACUUUUUUUUAAUGAAAGAAAAAAAGUCAAUUUGGAGACGGGAAUUUUCAUCACAUCCCACAAUUUUGCAUCGCCGUAGAAUUUGCGGUCAUUGUUGUUACUGUCAGUGGAUUUCAUUUUGAGUUUAAAAUGUCAAUGGGGGGGGGGGGGGGGGGCAGGACAGGUUACCUUGUCAAUGUGCAAGCACAGCAUUAACAGAAGCUGGGGCAACAACUGGAAGAGCUUGUCUGCAUGGGUUACAUUCCAUAUGUUUUUAAGUGUGUGUAAUCUGUGCUGGGGUGGGAAUGGACAAAGUCACAGGGCAACUUUUUAUUGUUUUAUUGUUUAUAAUAAAGACCAGUGUUUUAGAAUGUUUUAAAACUUUGUUCCUGUAUGUUAACUCUUGUACUCAUGCAGUUUUCUUAAUGAAUCAGAUCAAUAAAGCUAAAAUCCCUAGUACUGGAGCUCUCUUUAUCAGAACCGUGCAUCACGUGUAUUAGUUGUGUCUCUGUUCUGUGAUAGCAUCUAAAUAAAUUUGUAUAGCUGCUGUGUAAAGGGGUUUCAAUCUCUAUAUUCAGUGUGUAAUGGUACAUUGUUAGGAUGAUUCAAAAAAUGAUUGUUUUCUUCACCAAGCUAUUGAGGAGUGUAACCAUAAGAAACAAACUGUUGAGAAUGGCCUCUUAAAGACCAACAGACAAACUACAUUUAUUUGAGAUGUCAAAUGCAUACCAACGGUAGCAAUAUUCAUGUGGAUUUUAGAUUUCUGUAUCAACUACACGUGUGCAGGUAAUUUGGAUUUGUUUAUAGAUGUACCUGUGUAAUGAUUGUUAUCAACAAACCAAUAAAACUUGGUUGGUAGGUG